CUCACGCAACCCUGCCGUCUUCUCCCUUCCCCCAGCCAUGACGACGACUUUGCUGGUGGGAUCGAGCCCGGAUGCCCUCGCUACCGAGCUUGUGAAGCGGUUGGGUGCCAUCGCGAAGGAGUCCGUGCUGGCGCGGGGCGUGUUCAACGUCGCCGUCUCAGGCGGUUCAAUGCCCAAGAUUCUGUCGGGCCUUGCCCAAGCCGAAGGCAUCGACUGGAGCAAGACCAGGAUAUUCUUCGCGGAUGAACGCUGCGUCCCUCUGGACCACAGCGACAGCAAUUACAAGGCCUGGGAGGGACUCUUUUCUUCUUCGGGCAUCCCUGCGGAAAACGUGGUAGCUGUCCGGACAGACCUUACCCCGAAGGAAGCGGCGGCAGACUACGAAGCCAAGCUCAGGCAGCAUUUCCCCCCGCCAGAGGGAGACAGCUCGGCAGGGGGCGCCGCCGAAAUACUCCCCACCGCGUCGCCCCCCCCGAGCUUCGACGCCGCCCUGCUAGGGGUAGGGCCCGAUGGCCACACGUGCUCGCUGUUCCCGUCGCACCCUCUCCUGGAGGAGCGGUCUAAGUGGGUGGCGCACAUCGAGGACUCCCCGAAGCCGCCAAGGCAGAGAGUGACGCUGACAUACCCGGUGCUCAACAACUCGCGGAAUGCCAUGUUCAUCGGCACCGGAGAAGGAAAGGCCUCCCUUCUUCCGCAACUCCUCUCCGUCGGGACAGACGGUGCCCUCGAGUCGGCUGGAGAGUCGUCGCCGUAUCCCGCGGCAAGGGUGAAGGUAGCCGAGGGGAGGGCGCUGGCGUGGUGCGUGGACGAAGCGGCGGCGUCUCAAUGCCCUCCGGAGAUCGCGGCGCUAGCGACCAAGUGCUAG
This is a messenger RNA of Ectocarpus siliculosus, 865 nucleotides long. The record is from the annotation of a GenBank genome assembly. NCBI's taxonomy places the organism in Eukaryota, Phaeophyceae, Ectocarpales, Ectocarpaceae.